Molecule: messenger RNA, 1297 nt
Organism: Paramecium sonneborni
Lineage: Eukaryota; Ciliophora; Oligohymenophorea; Peniculida; Parameciidae
Source: the annotation of a GenBank genome assembly
AUAAAAUUUAACAAAAAAUAUGGCAGAGUUUCAACAACCAGGAAUUGUUUAAUAACCUGUUUUAUUUGGAGCACCUUAAACAGUAACAGGUUAACCUUAAUUCGUGAGACCAAUAGUUCUUGGAAAUUCAACUUAUUAACAAUAAUUAGUAACAAAUUAGAAUUUGGCUCAAAGUGGAUUCUAUUAAGGAGGUUAAGCAGUUCUUAAUCAACCAAUUUUGGGUGCAUCAGCAAUAAGUUCAAAUAUAGUGUCAGUAAUAAAUAAUUUUAACAUAGACUGGACAAGCAGUUAAAGGAGAAUCAAGAAUUGAGUAUAUUCCUUAUGAAAAGACAAUAAUGGAAUAUGAAGAAGUUAGAAGAUAAGUUUAGGUGCCAAUAACAAGAUAAAUAACAGAAUAUUAAGCUAUAUAAUAUGAAACAGAAUAUAUUCCUCAAGUGAUCUAAGAAAAAGUGAUUGAAUAUAUGCCAGUAGAGAAAGUAGCAGAAAGAGUCUAAUAUUAAACAGUAACUAGAUAAAAUGUGUUAUAAGUAAAUUCUUGUAUAAAUAAAUUAGAAUACUGUAUAAUAAGUUUAAUAAACAUAAUAAAUAUAAUAAACAUAAGUUUAACCAAUAGUGACAACUUAAACAUAUUAAACAACUACACCAGUUGUAUAAACUGUUUAAUAACCAAUUGUUACUUAAGUGGCUUAGCCAAUCGCCUAAUAAUAAAUAAUUUAGAAUGUUCCACAAACGUAUUAUUAAACAUAUUAAUAACCUAUUACAACAUAAUAUGUUUAAUAACCUUUAGCUCUUCCUGUUUAAUAGACAGCUUAAGUUUAUCAGACAUCAAGUCCAAGAAUUAGAUAAACAUCAUAAAUUGUAUAAGCUUCUGCUCCUAUUGCUACAACUUAAGCUUAUGUUUAACCACCAGUUGUUUAUUAAGCAUCUCAAACUAGAGUUGGUGCACCUGUUAUUUAAACUUAAGUGUAAUAAUUACCAGUUGGUUAUUAACCAUAAACUUAAUAAUUAGUCACAUAUUAAGGAUAAACUCUACAACAAAAUUAAUAAAAAAUAACUGGUUAAACUGUUCAAACUAAUCCAAAUAAUUAAACUAUUCAACCAUCUACUAAAACACCUAAAGUUAGUCAGCAACCUUAAUAAGUCAGUUAAGUUCCACCUACCUUGGUAAUUUAUUUAUAUUAAUCAUAGCAAUAAUAACAACAAUAAUAAUAAUAGCCUAUCACCAAUCAAUAAUAAUAAAAGUAAGAUAAAGGCUUUUUAGCAAAAUUAUUCGAUUGAAAUUAUAUUAAUAGUGCAU